Messenger RNA from Paramisgurnus dabryanus, 3126 nucleotides. RefSeq names its product adenosine monophosphate deaminase 2b (gene ampd2b). Gene Ontology annotation, cellular component: cytosol. Gene Ontology annotation, biological process: IMP salvage; AMP metabolic process. The record is from RefSeq and is a predicted model, not a curated record. NCBI's taxonomy places the organism in Eukaryota, Metazoa, Chordata, Actinopteri, Cypriniformes, Cobitidae. Gene Ontology annotation, molecular function: AMP deaminase activity.
UCUCUCACUCUCUCUCACACACAUAUUGGAGCAUCCUCAUUACUGCAUUCAAAGCCCCUUUGGACUGAACGUGACCCCUCCUUUUCUUUGCCUCACUAAGGAACCCUCUGUUUCAACCAGCUAGUUUAUUCUGUAGAACCUCAAGCCAAAAUGUCUUCAAAGCUGCCUUCAGGCAAACCCACAUCUCCUUUUAGGAAGAGAGGGAGCUUGCAGUAUACAGCCAGUGGAGAUCUCUGUGGCCGACACCUCCUCAUUGCCCAGCAUUCUUUGCCUGGCAACCCUGUAGCCAAGCACGGCUACAUCGACCUGCGCACAUCCAUGGAUGGCAAAUACAAAGAGAUUGCAGAGGAGCUCUUCUCCCGCAGUCUUGCAGAGAGCGAGAUGCGCAGCGCUCCAUAUGAGUUCCCUGAGGAGAGUCCCAUCGAGCAACUGGAGGAAAGACGCCAUAGACUUGAGCGCCAGAUCACCCAGGACAUCAAGUUUGAGCCUGAUAUUCUGCUGCGAGCCAAACAGGAUUUCAUGAAAACAGACAGUGCGACAGAUUUAGAAUAUUUGAAAGAACAAAGCGAGGUGCCCAAAGAAAACUAUUCAGAGAGAGAGCCCAUUCCUGAGAGGGAGUAUCAGAGAGUCACGAUCUCUGGAGAGGAGCAAUGUGGGGUCCCAUUCACUGAUCUACUAGAUGCUGCUAAAUGUGUAGUUAAAGCUCUGUUUAUCAGAGAGAAGUACAUCUCUCUGUCCAUGCAGAGCUUUUGCAGAACCACAGCACGUUACCUGCAGGAGUUUGGUGAUCGACCUCUGGACCCUAACACCUAUGAAGAUGUGCCCGAGACCUCUGGAUCUGCAGAUGCUACGGUCCACCCACCUGUUUCAAAAACCCACCCGUAUGAGGAUCUAGACCCUGCUAGCAUGCCACCGGACAUGGGCUACACCUGCAAGAUGGUGGAUGGUGUUGUUCAUGUGUACACGCAUAAUUCCUCAGAACUGGACCUGCCGUACCCAGACCUGCAGGAAUACAUAGCUGAUAUGAACAUGAUGAUGGCCCUCAUCAUUAAUGGGCCCGUGAAAUCGUUCUGCUAUCGCCGGCUGCAGUAUCUGAGCUCCAAGUUUCAGAUGCACAUUCUCUUAAAUGAGAUGAAAGAGCUGGCUGCGCAGAAGAAGGUCCCUCAUCGUGAUUUCUACAACAUCAGGAAGGUGGACACACACAUUCAUGCCUCCUCCUGUAUGAAUCAAAAGCACUUGCUGCGCUUUAUUAAAAGAGCCAUGAAGAAAUAUCCAGGAGAAAUCGUUCAUGUGGAACAGGGGCGGGGACAGACCCUAAAUGAAGUGUUUGAGAGCAUGAACCUAACAGCAUUUGACCUCAGCGUAGACACUCUGGAUAUGCACGCGGACCGUAACACAUUCCACCGCUUUGAUAAAUUCAAUGCCAAGUACAACCCCAUUGGAGAGUCAAUCCUCCGAGAAAUCUUUAUCAAGACAGACAACCAUGUUGAGGGGAAAUACUUUGGGCACAUUAUUAAGGAAGUGAUGGCGGACCUGGAGGAAAGCAAGUAUCAGAAUGUUGAACUGCGUCUUUCAAUCUAUGGCCGAUCCAGAGAUGAAUGGGAUAAACUGGCCAAGUGGGCUGUGAAAUACAAAGUCUAUUCAGAUAAUGUGCGAUGGCUAGUGCAGGUGCCACGACUGUUUGAUGUGUACCACACCAAAAAGCAGCUGUGUAAUUUCCAGCAGAUGCUAGAGAACAUUUUUAUGCCUCUGUUUGAGGUCACUGUUCACCCCAGCAGUCAUCCAGAGCUGCAUCUCUUCCUGCAACACGUUGUUGGAUUUGAUAGUGUGGAUGAUGAAUCUAAACCUGAACAUCACAUCUUUAACCUGGACAGCCCAAAACCUGGCAACUGGACCGAGGAGAAUAAUCCUCCAUACUCCUAUUACCUGUACUACAUGUAUGCCAAUAUGACGGUACUCAACCAUCUGCGCAGGCAAAGAAACUUGAAUAUAUUUGUGUUACGGCCACACUGUGGAGAGGCAGGACCUAUUCACCACCUGGUGUCUGGAUUUAUGCUGUCAGAGAAUAUUUCUCACGGUCUGCUUCUGAGAAAGGCUCCUGUACUGCAGUACCUGUAUUACCUGGCUCAAAUUGGCAUUGCCAUGUCCCCACUGAGCAACAACAGCCUCUUCCUCAGUUACCAUCGAAAUCCACUGCCCGAGUAUCUGUCUAGAGGUCUCAUGGUGUCCCUGUCCACUGAUGACCCACUGCAGUUCCACUUCACAAAGGAGCCUCUUAUGGAGGAGUACAGUAUUGCAGCACAGGUGUGGAAGCUGAGCUCCUGUGAUAUGUGUGAGCUGUCCCGAAACAGUGUUCUUAUGAGUGGAUUUUCUCACAAGGUGAAGAGCUACUGGCUUGGACCGCAUUAUAUGCAAGAGGGACAGGAAGGAAAUGACAUCAGACGUACCAAUGUUCCAGACAUCCGUCUGGCGUAUCGCUUUGAGACGCUGUGCGAGGAACUGAAUCUGAUCACCCAGGCUGUGCGGUCAGAGGAGCUGGAGAUCAGUGAGGAGCAGGGUCCGCUGUGCAUGGGUGCAGGACAGGCCAGAUGUUAAGAGUGUCAUGCUGAUUUAUUCAACCAGUGCAAAGUGUACAGUGAAAGGUGAUUCAGGGAAAUCUUGACCAGUUUGAUCGCACAGGGGUUCAGCAAAAAAAAAAAAAAAACAGGUUGAGAGGAAAAAUGUAUUUGACUUUUAAAGAAAAAGUGAAGAUCAGAUUCAAAGUCCCGAUUGCUGGAAGCAAAAUGGAACAAAAAUGUAAUGCAAACACUGUCUUCAAAAUAAACACAAUUACAUUUUUAAAUUGCAAACUGGAAUAUACAGUCAGCUGAGAACGAUCUGUGGUCCAACAAAAUGUGAGGACCGAGUCGGUUUUUAGGGAGCCCCAGAAAAUACAUCCUUUGUUACUGAGGUUUCACUCUUUAUUAUCUAAAGUCCAGUAUUAGUAUGGUUUACACUCUCAUAGAUACAUUUGGUGUAGAUUGACCACUAAUAGCCAUAAACAUUGGUUCUUUGGCUACUGUACUGUAUGUGAGCUUAUGCACCCAAGAGCAUGUUUGCAAUGAGCCGUUAUCAUCAUGUCAAUUU